Messenger RNA from Catharus ustulatus (Swainson's thrush), 1764 nucleotides. It is a transcript of the gene KLHL26, whose product is annotated as kelch like family member 26. The transcript has 2 exons. The coding region runs from base 1 to 1764 and encodes 587 amino acids. Gene Ontology annotation, molecular function: protein binding. Lineage: Eukaryota; Metazoa; Chordata; Aves; Passeriformes; Turdidae. The record is from RefSeq and is a predicted model, not a curated record.
AUGGCUGACAAGAACAGCACCCUGAAAUGCACGUUCUCUGCUCCUGGCCACAGCACCACGCUGCUGCAGGGACUGGCCUCGCUCCGAGCCCAGGCUCAGCUGCUUGAUGUCAUCCUCACUAUAAAUAAUGAAGUGUUUCAGGUUCAUAAAGUUGUCUUGGCUGCCUGCAGUGACUAUUUCAGGGCCAUGUUCACGGGCGGGAUGAGAGAAGCCAGCCAGGACGUGAUCGAGCUCAAAGGCGUCUCUGCCAAGGGGCUGAAGCACAUCAUCGACUUCGCCUACAGCGCCGAGGUCACGCUGGACCUCGACUGCAUCCAGGACGUGCUGGGAGCCGCCGUCUUCCUGCAGAUGGUGCCCGUGGUGGAGCUGUGUGAAGAGUUCCUCAAGGCUGCCAUGAGCGUGGAGACGUGCCUCAACAUCGGCCAGAUGGCCACCACCUUCAGCCUGGCCUCCCUCAAGGAAUCCGUGGACGCCUUCACCUUCAGGCACUUCCUGCAGAUCUCCCAAGAGGAGGAUUUCCUCCACCUGCCCCUGGAGCGCCUGGUGUUCUUCCUGCAGAGCAACAAGCUCAAGAGCUGCAGCGAGAUCGAGCUGUUCCGCGCCGCCGUGCGCUGGCUGCAGUUCGACCCCGCGCGCCGCGCCAGCGCCAGCCGCGUGCUCUGCCACAUCCGCUUCCCGCUGAUGAAAUCCUCGGAGCUGGUGGACAGCGUGCAGACCUUGGACAUCAUGGUGGAGGACGUGCUGUGCCGCCAGUACCUCCUGGAGGCUUUCAACUACCAGAUCCUGCCCUUCAGGCAGCACGACAUGCAGUCUCCGCGCACGGCCAUCCGCUCCGACGUGCUGUCCCUCGUCACUUUUGGUGGCACCCCCUACACCGACAACGACCGCACCGUCAGCUCCAAGGUUUUCUGCCUGCCCGACGCCGCCGGCCGCCAGUUCCGCGAGCUCACGGCCAUGGAGGUGGGCAGCAGCCACUCGUGCGUGGCCGUGCUGGAUAAUUUUGUGUACCUGGUUGGAGGCCAGCAGCUGCAGUACCGCAGCGGUGAAGGCGCCGUGGAUGUUUGUUACCGCUACGACCCUCACCUCAACCGCUGGCUGCGCAUCCAGGCCAUGCAGGAGAGCAGGAUCCAGUUCCAGCUCAACGUGCUGCGGGGCAUGGUCUACGCCACGGGCGGCCGCAACCGCUCGGGCAGCUUGGCCUCGGUGGAGAAAUACUGCCCCAAGGACAACGAGUGGAGCUACGUGUGCUCCCUGAAGCGCAGGACGUGGGGCCACGCCGGGGCCACGGUGGGGGACAGGUUGUACAUCUCGGGGGGUUACGGCAUCUCCGUGGAGGACAAGAAAGCUCUGCACUGUUACGACCCCGCCGCCGAUCAGUGGGAGUUCAAAACGCCCAUGAACGAGCCCAGGGUGCUGCACGCCAUGGUCAGCGCCAACAGCAGGAUUUACGCGCUGGGAGGCCGCAUGGACCACGUGGAUCGAUGUUUCGACGUCCUGGCCGUGGAAUUUUACGUCCCUGAGACCGACCAGUGGACCACGGUGAGCCCCAUGCGCGCCGGGCAGUCGGAAGCCGGGUGCUGCCUCUUGGAAAAAAAGAUUUACAUCGUGGGGGGCUACAACUGGCACCUCAACAACGUCACCAGCAUCGUGCAGGUCUACAACACCGAGACGGACGAGUGGGAGAGGGAUUUGCACUUCCCUGAGUCGUUUGCCGGCAUUGCCUGUGCCCCCGUCAUCCUCCCGCAGGUGACGAGCCAGAGGUGA